AUCUCGGCCGGAGCUGUGACUGUGCCUGACAGGUGGUGAGCAUCCUGUCACUGGGAGGAUCCAAGCAGGACUGCCAUGGAGGAAAGUUCAUACGCAGAGGUUUUCGAGUUUCACAGAAGUCAGCGGCAGUGCUGCAAGCUGGGGAUGCAGAUAGCGCUGUUGGGGCUGGUGACGGCCGCGCUGUGGGCCGGUCUGCUCACCUUGCUUCUCCUGUGGCACUGGGACACUGUACAGAAUCUGAAACACCUGGAAGAGACCGCUGCCCGGAAUGUCUCUCAGGUUUCCGAGGCCUUAGAAAAUCACAAGGGUGACCAGAUGGCCCAGAAAUCCCAGGCUGCCCAGAUGUCACAGGACAUGGAGAAAAUUCAAGCAGAGCAGAAAAGAAUGAAAGCUCAGGACUCUGAGCUCUCCCAGAAUCUGGAUGGACUUCUUGAAGACCUGAGCAACCUCAAGUCCCAGGGCUUGAAUGAGAGACGCACAGCCUUGAAUUCAUUGGAAAGACUCCAGGAGGAGGUGGCAAAGCUGUGGAUAGAGCUUCGAGUGUCCAACGGCUCCACGUGUAACAUGUGCCCCGAGAAGUGGGUCAAUUUUCAACACAAGUGCUACUACUUCGGCAAGGGUGCCAAGAGGUGGAUCCAGGCACGGGAGGCCUGCAGCAAACUCCAAGGGCGGCUGGUCAGCAUCCACAGUCAAGAGGAACAGGAUUUCCUGGCCAAAUACAUCAACAGGCAGGGCUCCUGGAUUGGCCUUCGGGACCUGAACAUAGAGGGGGAGUUUGUGUGGAUGGACCAGAAACCGCUGAACUAUAGCAACUGGCGGCCCGGGGAGCCCAACAACGGGGACCAGGGCGAGGACUGUGUGAUGAUGCUGGGCUUUGGGCAGUGGAACGAUGCCUUCUGCAACAACUACCUGGACGGCUGGGUGUGUGACCGGCUGGCCACGUGCUGAGUGCCCACCUGCCCCCUCAGUCCAAGACAUAGAUCCUGACAGCCCCCUUCCUGCCAGCCAGGUUCACCCCUCUUUGUCUCUCCCCCACCUCAAAUAUGGUAAUGGUCAGGCCCAGAAUGGGACCCUGAGGACCCCCGACCAGAGCCUGGGUGCCUCUUUUGUGGCUGAAGUGUCUUGGUGACAUUGUUUCCUGCCCAAAGGCAGCUGACCUAUCCCUGGCUCUUGCCAACACCCCAGAGGACCUGUUUCUUGUCCCUCAGCCCAAACUCCCUGCUUUCAAGUGCUUAGAGUUCCCACCUCGAGAACCCCACCUGCCAACCUGAAUGCCGGCAGCACUCCCUACAGGGGAGCAAUCUGGUCCUGCAAUCUGGUCCCCGACCCCCAAGCAGAUCCAGAAAGCCACUCCCAGGUUCCCUGAGGACCUCAGGCUGCUACACCCUGCUACAUGCCUGCAGCCUAACUUUCCAGGGAGCGGCGGCAGCCACCCUGGACUCAUGUGCUUCCACACUGCCCCCUCCUCCCUGUCUGCUGGAGUCAGGAGCGGACCCUCCCUCAUCCUCCCCAGAUGCGGCCCGUGUCCUGGCACCGCAGGACCCACCCUGGCUCAUAUGGCUAGGCCUCCCUGCCAGCCUAGGACGACAACAGCCCCUCACCCCUCCUCAGAGGUCUCCAGGUGUGGAAGGUGGGAGCUGGGAGUCCCAGAGCCUGGUGCCUGAGGCCACCUUUGAGUAUCAGGAACAAUUAACUGAAGUGGCAUUUGUGCCUCUCCACCUUUUUUCCCCCCUACUUCUUUACAAGAAGCAUUCACUAGGCAGAGCUAGAGAUGGAGACUCUGGGUCUAGUGAGCGGAGAAUCCCAGGAGUAUUGCAGGGCAAAGCAGUGGAUAGCCCUGAGCCUAGUUCCCCAGCCCGGGCUGCUGGGGAAAGAGCCUGAAUGACCACAGACGAAGUGGUCAGAAUGGGCCCAGUACACAGAAGGCACUCAGUGCUAGCAGAAUGCAGAGACCGAUGGGGAGGUGGCCUGGUCACCUGGCAGCCAGUUCAGAUCGAGGUCCCGGCACCACUCCCACUUAGGGUCCGGGUGGCUGAGGCAGCACCAGCCCUGGGCUUGGCCAAGGUCAGCUCUACAUCUGAGACAGGAGGGAGGCAGGCCAGGAUCUUAGGACAUCCCACCCUCAAUACCGGGCCUAGAGAAGAGCGAGACGUGAUCACGUGAUUCUCAGGUCCCCUGGGGAGGAGGGGCUCCAUAGGCAGAUGCCCACGCUGGACCACCUGGGAUCCCAGGAGUAGAGGCCAGCCACAGCGCAAGCGAGGGGGGGUGGGUUGAGGAAGGUGCUAUAGUGGCACCUGGGAGUCCUGGGGUUCAGGACAAGGUGGGGACAGAGCUGGGCCCUUGGAGUGAAACCCAGGUUGGAAUCCCAGAUCUUGUUAUCUCUACCUACUGCCCACCCCAGAUUUAUCUCCCCCAGAAACCUCCUCAGCACUCUGGGCCUCUCGUUUACCUAGCUCACCACGUGAGGAAUACAUAGCUCCACUCUACCAGUCCCUCAGGCCAACAUU
This is a messenger RNA of Pteropus alecto (black flying fox), 2507 nucleotides long. It is a transcript of the gene FCER2, whose product is annotated as Fc fragment of IgE receptor II. The coding region runs from base 76 to 948 and encodes 290 amino acids. Gene Ontology annotation, molecular function: signaling receptor activity. The record is from RefSeq and is a predicted model, not a curated record. The transcript has 10 exons. NCBI's taxonomy places the organism in Eukaryota, Metazoa, Chordata, Mammalia, Chiroptera, Pteropodidae.